UGAAUAGAAUAUAUUGUGUAACACCCCAACCCGCAUGACCCAAACCCGUGAGACAGCGGACCGGUGUGUCACUGAAUUGGUAUCCGAAUUUGCGACAUUUUCAAAACAAUUUUAAACAAACGUUCUAUCAAUACAUAUAAAAAUUCAUCGGAGUAAUUUAAAAUAAUGCGGAAGCCUUUUUAAAGUCAAACAACUUGGGAUCUUGCCCGAAAACGUAAUAAGCAUUAAAGUUAAUUAAAUAAAGCAUAAUCAACAGAUUAAAGAGACAGCCACGCCAUCGUACAUCUCCUCCUCAAUGCCCUCUGGGAUCGGCUCUAGGUUCAUCUGUCUGUUCACCUACGGACAGCAAAAAGGAAAACAACGCUAUCCGCUCAGCAUUGACGCUGAGUGGUACUCCAUUGUAGCACAAGAAUAAACAUAAUAAUUCAACAAUUAAGAUCGUGCAUAUGUUUAUCCUUUUAAUAAAAAUCAAUUCAACUUUACAUUCAGUUCUUUAGACGGUUGACCAACAGUCAACUUAUUUUCUUUCUUUUCAAAACGAUUUAGGUGUUACGGGUUUCUCAUGAACUCUUUGACCACCGGUCAAACCAAUUUAGACUUUNGUCAAACAUGACCUAACCCAAGUCAAAGUCAAACCUGUUCAGUCAAUUCACAAUCCUCAACAAUUCAAUUCAAACAAUCAAUUUAAUUCAAUUAACCAAUUUAGCCAAAUUAUAGCAUAAACACAUAUAACGAUCCAAACCAUUAAAUCUAUUCUGAAUGCUAUUAACUUCAUAGUACGGACCUGGAUUACGCCGAAAUCGAAUCGAUAGCUCGAACGGAAGGCAAAUCGACGAAAUCAAACGAACGGGUCAAAUCGAGUCAAAAUGCGAAAUCGACCAAUCAAUCCGGCGUGGAGGUUAAUCUGCCGGCGAUAUCAACUCAGGGCAGCGGCCGGAUGCGGCGACGGUGACGGACGCCGGCGACAGUGGCGGAGCGGCAGUUCGACGGCGAUGAGCAGCGACUGGCGGCGCUGCAAUCGACGGCGGCGGAUGGCCGUUGUGCAAAGGGCGACGGCGGCGCUCGUUUCCGGCGAAGGCGAAGCAGCGGCUGGAAGCUCGGCGACGGCGGCGCUGCGCUCGACGGCGAGGAAGGACGCCGGCAGUGGAGGCGACGUCCGGCGCUCGGCGUGGCGGCGCUGCAAUCCGUCGGCGAUGAGGCGGCGAGGCUGGGGAAGGCGACGACCGGCUGGGCGGCGGGCUUCCGGCGGCGAGGGACAGCGGCUCUGGCUUGCGCGACCGGCUGGGCGGCGAGGUUUCAGGGCGUUACAUAUUGAAAUAGUUUCAACAUUCUCAAUGGUUUGAAAUAUAGGCAAAAUUACCAAAGUUACUCCCAAAUUGAAUUUGAUAUCAUUUUUUAUUAGGCCAUUACCUAGUGGUGGAAUUUUACUUUUAGUAAAUCUAUACUGAAUUU
This is a messenger RNA of Cuscuta campestris, 1452 nucleotides long. Lineage: Eukaryota; Viridiplantae; Streptophyta; Magnoliopsida; Solanales; Convolvulaceae. The record is from the annotation of a GenBank genome assembly.